Molecule: messenger RNA, 3058 nt
Organism: Sodiomyces alkalinus F11
Lineage: Eukaryota; Fungi; Ascomycota; Sordariomycetes; Glomerellales; Plectosphaerellaceae
Exons: 4
Coding region: 164-2686 (840 amino acids)
Biological process (GO): regulation of DNA-templated transcription
Molecular function (GO): zinc ion binding; DNA-binding transcription factor activity, RNA polymerase II-specific
Source: RefSeq, a predicted model, not a curated record
CCCUGCCCUGUCAGCGAAUAUCUCGAGAACCCGAGAACCCGUGAACCAAUUCACCACGAACCAUUUUAGCAUCUAAUAUCCCGCCAACUAUCUGCUCAUUAGCCUCGAAAUAUAACCAAGGUCUCCUCUGCCCAGUGUGUCAACUCCCAUCUGGAUUGGAUCAAUGUCGGCAACGGAGUCCCUUGACACGAUGAAGACAUUCUUCGUUUGGCAGCCGGCUCUAGGAGCCCCUCUGGAAUUUUCUCCUGCUUUGGGCACUCAGGAACUCGACAACUUGGUCCACGCCUAUGUACCCGGUCCGGCCACAAUUCAGGAGAAGAGGGCCCUCAUCUCUCUGGACUUCUUCGAGUACGCCCAGAUUACGGGUGCCACCGUGAAAUACUACUCAGUUGAUGUCGCGCCGACGAGAAAGGCUCCCUCAUCAGAAGGCUUGAGCCCCAUGCAUGGCUCGGGAUACAACUCCAGUUUUGUCUCCCCUGUUACAUCGAACUGGAGCUGGCAGUCGCCGUCCCCCACGCCGGUCUCUGUUGCUGCGUCAACCCCGUCGUCGUCCGCCCAGGAUCUCGCUGUACCCAAGGCUCGCAACGCGGUCCCCAAAAAGGCUUCGUCUCGCGCCUCUGUUCACAAUGACGACUUCUCCCACAUCCCGGGCAUGAAGAUUAUGACAAAGGAUGGCCGAGACGUCACCAACUCGGCAUCGCGUGGCUGCAAGACGAAGGAGCAGCGUGACCAUGCACACCUCAUGCGCAUCAUCAAGGCCUGCGAUGCCUGUCGAAGGAAGAAGGUCCGCUGCGAUCCGAGCCAUAAGAAGCGCACAUCAGGGCCUCAGGCCAGCACACAGCCCCCAUCCCAGUCACAAUCUCAUUCCCGAACCAGGCCGGCGAGGCCAGCCGCCUCGAGUCGGAAGAGCAAGAAGCCGGCCUGUCCAACACCCGCAGCCCCACCACCACCGCCAGAAUACACGGCAUUGGCGGCAUCAUUAUCCGACUUCGGCGUGCUUUUGGCUGGUGUCGAGGCUUCCGAAUCAGCGGCCAACCACCAAGACCCUUGGGAAGCUUUCGUUCAAUACGAGGAGGAGGAGCCUUAUUCUGGGGACGUUUCCGACUGGAAUAUGUUCUUUGAUUCGACGGAUUACACAUCACCCGACUCCAACAUGUCCACCUCGCCCACUCAGCCCUGUACUGCCACUCAACCUCCUUGCCAGCACGUUCCAUCGACGGAGGCGCAGUCUUCGCCCCGCAACGGUUCAAACGCUCAUGCACCUGAUCUGCCGGCACCGAAUCUGCCUUAUCUGAGCGGAGCUUCCGGAUCCAAUUAUGUCGACUUCAACCUCUUCUCUCCUGCCAAUAGUUUUGUCGAUGAAGACUCCAUGCCUCGCGUGGACAUCGGUGCCAAUCUAUCUGGGCACUUCGGGACUUCGAGCUUUGACACCCUUGAUCCAAGCCUCCUGGAGGAGUGCAACGUGGAUUGGGCAGUAUCUCGGCGUCCAGUCGUGUCGAAGCGAGACCAAGGACGCUCAAUUUCCAGUGCUUUCUGCCCCGAGCCUGGAUCCCAGCCAGCAUCCGUCCAACACAAGCAGUUAACCAUGCCGGAUCCAGAAUGGGAUGAAGCCGGAUCCUCACAGACGGGCCCUGCAGCGGGCAGGCGCAAUGCUGUCUUCCAAUUUGCAAGAAAUUCGACCACACAAGGCACGGCUGUGGCGUCAGAAGUUGAUCUUCAUGGCCAGUCGUCUUACGCGGCUUCUACAACGCAGAAUGCCACACAUCUUGUUGACAAACGAGACGUAACCGUUCGACAUGUAUCGCCGACUUGCGCGUCCGAACACUCGGACAAACGAGGUGAUGCUGAUGCUUCUCACACGGUAACUGCGGAUCAGAAUAUUCGUUCUCGUCCUGUUCCAAGGCCCAACAACGGGGAACUUUCCAUGCAGUCUAAUAGUCGCCUGCAGUCCAUCGCCCAGGUAGAGGCCCUGGGUGUGGACGGUGGGUCAACACCGGCGCAGACGAAAUCCGUACAUGCCAAUAGCACCAGGACGAACUUGUCUGGACCCGCCGACGCCGCACUACCUGGUUCCUCGUGGGAAGAAAGGACAGUCCUACGCGUCACGGAUGCUAGGUCACAGCAACAACGGCACGGUCUUUCCGACGCCUACGCCGUGGGUCAACAAGCAAGGGAUUCCCGACUCAGCAUCCGUGGAAUCUUACCGGAGAACGCGUCGCCAGGAUACACAUUGACUGAGGUCCCUGUCCAGGCCGUUACCACAAGCUCCAAUACCGGCCGAAUCUCUGGCGAGGAUAUCCCCUCCGAACCCUCGGGCUUCAAUUCGCAACAUGAGACCUCGACCACUCAAAACGCGACCCUCGCGGUGGUCGCACUGGGCGUGGUAGCAUGGGCAGCGCCACAGGGCCUCCAAUCUAUGGUGUGCAUGAUCGCACACUUUGCACUCGGCCUCAUGGCUCUCGGGUCCGUUUUCGGUCCCAGUGCCGUCUGGCCGGGUCCCUACGAGCAGAGGACCCACGCAACCAAAAACCACACGCAACCCGACAAACCGGCCUCGACUGUCUCCCACCUCCGCGGAGACUGGACGUCGAGGAUACGUGGCCUAUGUCGCCAGAUACAGAAUGCCCAUUCUACAGCUGUUGCUGGGCGCCUGGCGACCCAUAGGUUGCAGGCGCUCACUCAGUGAAACAUCUAGCUGAGCAGUCAUUGUUGGACGGUUUUUUCUUUUCCUCUCCCUCGUCUCCCCCUCUUGGGGGUUAGCGGGCUUUGCCGUUGCAGCAGCUCGGAAUUUUGAGUGUUGCUGUCGGUAUGUCUUGUCAUGUCACAAAGCAAGCAUCAUGCUAAGCGCAUUUGGUGUUUGUCAGGGAAUCUUUGGUUGUCGAUAUAUACCCCCUCUGUUCUUAGAUUACUCGUCCGGCACGUACAGGACGUUCGAGUCGGUCAGUGAGAUCUUAACAUUCUUCUUCGGCGUCUUGUCUGAGGCAAUGGGAGGGAGCACCAUGGUUUUGUAAGGAUGAGACGAGAGCUUCAUAGCGCUGGUGGCUUGCGGUAGAUGCUC